CAGAGACAGCUGGACGCGGACUGGGCUUUACCUAGGUAACGGGUAGUGUUUACAGCUCACUGACACCGAGGACCGCAGCUCCAGCGGUGAAGAAGCUCCGGGGGUACGAAGGACGGAAGAUGCCGGUCAGAUUCAAGAGUUUAUCGGAAUAUGACAGGAAUUUCAAGUGGAGAUCCUAUGAUGCAGAUCAGAUGCCGAUGUCUACAUGGGCCGGCCUUCCUUCUGCUGAUCUUGGUAUUACUAGAGAGCCCAACUUUUCUUCAAAACGAAGAGUUCCAUAUUAUAAUCCCCAGAUUGGAAAAACAUUUCAUUGGAAAGUAAAUGAUGGUUUAGCUGCAGAAAGUACAACGUUAUGUCAAGAUGUUAACAAGCAUUCCACGGCUGAAGAGAAAAUACGCACCCCAGAGGCUCCGAGAUUGCAAAAAAAGACCAGAUCACAGUCAGUACCUAGAAAGCUGCCUGACAAUGACAGUUUUGCAGUUCCUAGAAUUCAGUCCAUUGACGAAAAUAAAGCAGUGCCCAUGACACAGGCUGCAAAUGGUAGUGCACCUAACAAUAAAGAAAUGGAGAAAAGCAAAAGACCACAAGCGCCUGGUGAUGCAACUCAAGCCAAAGACAAAAAUGGGUUUCACAGGGUCUUACAGAAGAAGGCAGGUUUGAAUGUAGCCCCUUCACACCAUCCGCUGAAGAUAUCUGAGUACAGAAGGCAGUUUGAAAGAAAGAGUCCCACAGAAAACUCACCAUUGCUGGCUGCUGAACAGGUCAUACAUAAUAAGAAUCAAUCAGUCCCACCAUUUAAGGAAAUUAAAGUCCGGACAGACACAGAGUAUAAAAGUCAGUUUCAGGGGUCACCACCAGCAAAGGGACCAAAGUUAAGAAAAAACUGGGAGGACAAACCUAUUUUACAAUGUGAACAAGAAUAUCAUUCUCCUAAGAGGAAGGAAAAAAAGAAAGACGUUAGUAAAGUUGAAAAUGGCCUUGCUAACAUGGAUGCAUCUGAAAAAGAGCGAGAAGAAGUUAAUAGAAAGAUUCUUAAAGAACAAGUUCUUCAACAACUCAGAACUCCCAAGUAUUAUAGGAAUGCAAAGACGGAGUAUUCUUCAAACUUUUUAUCACCUUCCGAAUAUAAAUAUAAGGAUGGUGCAUGGGUGAGGAUAAAGAACCAAAUUCACAAUCAGGGUUCCUCUCUCAGUGUAGGCACCAUGUGGGUUGCUGAGGUAAAAGAACUACGAGAUAAAGCAGAGUACUAUAGACAUCGUGCCCAGGGAACUCACUUCUCCCGUGAACACUUCAAUCAGAUAAUCUCUAAUAGCAACAAACUUUGGGAUAUGUCUACAGACUCCAGCAGUGAAGAAGAUCUGAGCAGGAAUAUCAGAGCUCUAGAUCUGGCCGGAUUGCAAACACCUUCGAAGAAAGAAAAGUUCCAACAAUCGCCAGCAAAAGUGAAAAUGCCAUCUAAUACAGGGCACCUAGGGGCUUCGGAUGCUUCCACACUACCAGUUAGAAGGAAAUUAGUUUGGGAUGAAUGUGAUGAUGCAGCACCAACAGAAAAUAUAGAACCUUUGCAAUUUGAGGAUGAAACCGAUGAAUUGGAAGAGAAAAAACGCACAGAAGAAGAAAACACAGCAGAACAGCACUUAGAACACAACAAUGGAAAAAGAAGUAUGCAGAAAACAUUCAAUGCAAAAUAUAGUCCUUCUGAAGAUGAGUCUGACAUUUCCUCAGUGUCAGUGGUUGAAGGAAGACUUCCUACUCCAAAAUUAAAAACCUAUGGGCUAGCACAGAGGACUCAUCAUGACCGAACUACUCCAACCGCAGGUGGCGCUCUUUUAGUAUCCCCAAGUAAACAUCAGGACAAUUCAGAACUCAAACAUAUCAAAUCCCCCCAAAAAACACUCUCCAACGGUUUACAUCAAGGAAAAUCCAAAAAGGAUGAGGUGGACCAGCCUGUAAAAUCCCCUCCUGUUGCUGGUCUAAUGACUGUUGAUCCAUUGCCACUGAGAGAGGAUCCAUGGCCAAGUCCACAUAUUUCCAGUAAAACUUCUCCAGCAGCUAUAACAUAUCCCGUCAACAAUCCAGUGGAGAAACCUUUUGUGCUAACAUCUCAGCAUUGGAAUCCAUCAUGUCGAAUACAUGGAUCAUUGCGAGAUCCUGAAUUUCAGCAUAAUGGAAACUUUAACGGUUACAGUUUUUACAAUGCAGCACUUAAUGGGGACAAUAGCAUUGAAGAUGACCGACUUUCGCAAAUAUCUGCUAGAUCAGCAGCUUCGAGUUCUCUGGCGUCUCAAGUUUUAGAGCGUGCACAGAAAAGAAAACAGUCGUUCUGGGGAAAAAAGUGACAGCACAAGUCAGCUGCUGAAUGCAUUUAUUUCUAAGAGCAAUCGUGAUAGAUUUGAAAGAAGUGUGCUAAUGGUUUUUUUUGCAUUUCAAUAUUACAUAUAUAUUUUUUUUUUUAAGAUGUUUUUUUCCUUUUUGUUUAUAACCUUGAUCUGGAAUUGUAACCAUAAAGAUUUUGUGAUUCUUCUGAAACUACAUUUAAAGUUUUUAUGCAGAAAAUUUUCUAUGGCAGUGAAAACAUAACAGUGGUAAAGCACAGCCAAAAACAUUCUUAUUCAGAGUGGAUUUAAAGGGAACCCUGUGACAUUGUAGGUACAGUCCUAUUAAAGGCCAGUAUGCUAUAGAGCAGAAGCUGAGCAGAUUGAUGUAUAGUUUUCUGGGAAAAGAUUCAGUAAAACUUGUAAUGUAUUAAAUUAAAUCUUUGCCUUUUCUAGUCUUUUUUGAGUAAUAUGGGCGGUCAUACUUGAUGUGUGUGCAUACAAAAAUAGCUGUCAGUCACUAAUCAGGACCACCCACAUAACUCCUAAGCCUAGAAAGAGCAGAGAUGUAAAUGGCUAAAAGACAAGUGACACUGAAUCUUCUCCCACAAAACAGUAUAACAAUCUGCUCAGCGCCUCCUGCUCUAUAACAUGCUGCCCUCUAAGAGGGCUGCACCUAUAGUGUCACGGGUUCCCUCUAACAACCGGAGCCGCCUUAAAAGAUAUUCACAUAAUACCACAUUUUUCUAAAUUACUCUGUAAUGAAGACACGGUGUACAAUUAUCUUUUUUUUGUGUGGGUAAAGGGUGUGCGUCAGCCAUAUCUUUAUUAAUUAACACAUUACUUUACAAUAUACCAUUUUUUUUUUAUCAUUUUGCAUGCCAGAAAACUAUGAUAACCAUGUCUUAAAGGUGUUAUCUCAUGACUAAUGUAAAAAAUGAAAAUCAGACAUCAUAUAGUACAUGACGACCUCUUUCUAAGCCAGAACCAGACCUGUACCUUACAUGGAUCCAGAGAUCUCCCAAAUCAUUGCUCUGCUAGAUUUAUUUCAAGCUAGCAG
This is a messenger RNA of Bufo bufo (common toad), 3375 nucleotides long. RefSeq names its product Mdm1 nuclear protein (gene SAXO6). Gene Ontology annotation, biological process: negative regulation of centriole replication. Gene Ontology annotation, molecular function: microtubule binding. Lineage: Eukaryota; Metazoa; Chordata; Amphibia; Anura; Bufonidae. Bases 120 to 2339 code for a protein of 739 amino acids. The transcript has 15 exons. The record is from RefSeq and is a predicted model, not a curated record.